This is a messenger RNA of Cynoglossus semilaevis (tongue sole), 8338 nucleotides long. RefSeq names its product multidrug resistance-associated protein 4-like. Gene Ontology annotation, biological process: transmembrane transport. Bases 2855 to 6838 code for a protein of 1327 amino acids. The transcript is spliced from 31 exons. Gene Ontology annotation, molecular function: ATP hydrolysis activity; ATP binding; ABC-type transporter activity. The record is from RefSeq and is a predicted model, not a curated record. Gene Ontology annotation, cellular component: plasma membrane. Lineage: Eukaryota; Metazoa; Chordata; Actinopteri; Pleuronectiformes; Cynoglossidae.
UGGUCUUUUAUUUUGGGUCAGCUCUGGUUUCUGCCACGGACAGAGCCCAUGUUGACGCCAUUACUUGUACCUACUGUAUAUAAAUAUAUUUAAUGGCUCCCCCUGCUGUGCUUUUGGGCGAACAGCAUCUGCUCUUGUCUGUAGCAGAAGCCGGCUAAAUCCAUAUCAGACGGAGCAAAACCUUGUUUGAUACAAAUUGUAUCAUGAACUAAGUCGCUGAUAUUAUAUACAGUACAUGGACUUGUUGAUCAAGCGCUCUUGGUGUAUUCCUACCUAACACGAUGAGGAGCAUUGGCAAAAAAAUGGGAAUAGCUUUGACAAAAUGCUUUAAAUGAUCUUUUGAAACAAAAAGGAGUUGUUGGCCCACUGUGUUUAGAUGCUGCAACUUCAUCAUGUGCACUCUUGGGUUUAAAGCUGGCUUGAUCUACAACAAAAGUCUAAUGUCAGUAACUGACAUACCACAUUUAUUUAAAAAACAAAAAUACAUUUCUAGUUUUUUUAACUUGCAUGUUUUGAGGUCAGAUUCAUAUUUCAAGUGAUAAUUCAACAUUUUUGUGUUUUUUUCCGACCAGCACAGUUUACCUGUACUGUCACUUAAAAAUGUUAUACUGCCUUUUUUGCAUAAUUCAUCCCACAUACAUUAUUUAUUCUUAUUCAUCUAAUACUCUUAUGAAGGAGUUUAUACUUUAGUGAUAAAACUGCAUAUAUAAAGUUAAUGGACUGACCCUUUCUUUUUGUCAGUCCAUUAUUCCAUGGUUGCCGUAUAAAAAUUCUUUGAGCCCUGUCCAACAAAUAAUAUAAAAACUGAGAAAUGACAAGUUGGGCUCACAUGUACGUUUAUCGCUGGCUAGCCACUGAAACCCCAUUUGUUCUCUUUCCUGUCCAACGUGUCACAUUGUACGAAUCGUAAAUAUGUGUACAAUAAUAUGUUGAUGUGAGAGAACCUAAGUGUUUAGUGAAGAAGCGCCUUCUCUCUGGCCUCCUGGCACCGUGUGUCAGCAUGGCACCCGAGCGUGGGCCCAAAGUAAUGCCUCUUCAUGGCAUUGUGCUUAUGACACAUCCAAUUCUCUGAACUAUGUUCAGCCAGUUCUUAUGCAUGUUUUAUUUAUUUUUUUGCAUCCCUUUGUGCCGUUUGUGUAUUGACCAGCAUUUCUAAACAGAACACAAUAAUAAUAUUUAGUUAGGUGUAAAUGUACAUAAAAGUGGCCUGUUAAUUGCGGGUUGUUGUUUGAGUAGUGCAAUCAGUGUUAUUGUCAGUAAGCCCACAAUUUAUGGUCAAGUGGAAAUACUGACUAUUUUUCUUUAGAACUUUACAUGUACUCCAAAGUUUUUGAAAGCAUGAUUUUAAAUGUCUUCAAAUUUGAACUAUAUUUGCUUUCACAUUUGUGAAUACCAAGAGAAGUUGACUGUUGUUAUUAGAUAUAAAUUAAGUUUGUGCUCUCUACUAUGUGAUUGUAUGUAUGGGUAUAUAAGCAGGCCACUAUAUCAUCUGUACAGUGACAGAUCUCUGUAAGGAAUGAUGUUUACCUUUUGUAAUAGCGUCACUGAUGAUUGUAACCCUCUCAGCUGAAACGGUAAAUGUAAAUUAAGUCAUUAAAGAGACAUUGUAGUCUAAACAAACAUUCUGUUGUCAGGGUGAUCAUCCUAAAUAUGCAUAAUACUGUCUCCUAUAGAUUAACAUUAUUUCAUGUUUAUGAUAUGCUUAAGUAUACCUAAAAUGCAAUUUAAUUAGGUUAUGUCAAAAAGGUAACACGUUUUAUUGUGUAUGUCUAAAGGUUUUUUUCCUGUUGCCCUAGCCCCUCUGGUUUUCUUCUUCACCAAUUAUUUGGGUAAUCCAAUAUGGCCGCCCUGUAGAAUAGACUUAUUUGAAUUGAAUGCAUUUCUUAGUUAAUUUAAAACAAUUUUCAUAAACGAUUAAAACAAACGAUUUUAUUCAUCUCUACUAUUUAAACAAAAUAGUUUCAUCCAAAUCUAAAACAGUCUAUCCUAAUACUUACCUUGUUUAUAGACUGGAUAAAUGGUACGACCGCAGUUACGUCACAUUGCAGAAGGUAGACAAACAUCUGCUUUUUGGAGAGAGUCGGAUCUUAGGGACGGACCAAUGGAAUGAGUCGAUUCUUUUAGCUCGAAAGUGUAUCCUCAAAUUGUUGGGCUCUUACUAAAAUUCCUUAAUUUUAUUUUUUUCCUCUUAAUUCCUUAAUUUUACCUACCGCUGUACGUACUUCCGCGACACUCUCGCGUGUGACUGUAUGUUUGCUCUGGGAUAUUAAGACUCCAACUUCAUGGUUCUCUGGCGAGUUACUGACUGGAAUUGUAUUAAAUAUAAUUGAUAUAACAUCCUGACUGUUAUAAUAUAUUUUCAUAUUAUAUGUCGUGAUAACUGCUACUACUCUUUAAGUUGAGUGGGAAGUGUUUACUUGUGAUCACAAUAAACAUUUGCGCUCCAGAACACUUUUUUUAUAUUAAUGAUGUCAAUUGAAAAAAGUAGAAAAAAAUGCAAUAAAUGGCAAAAGUCGGUAUUCACUCUUGCAAAAAAAAAAAAAUAAAAAAAUCGAAAGUCGGAAUUGGCCGAAGAAUUGCUAUUGGUGCACCUCUGGGUCCUACAUUACAACUUUAAAUUUACAUUUACAUUACUUUUUUUUUUAUCAUUCAUCCCAGUUGUACCUCUUUUCAGUCGCUUCCUCGUCUUCCGGCUCCCAGUCCUUUUUUCCCCAUCCCCUUUCCACUUCGUUUACUACUAAUAGCUGUGUCUGAAAGGCGUUUCUUUCGUCCGGCGGUUCAGACUAGUGGUCUGUGGGGGACACGCGCAUACACACGUUUUCUGCGGCACACAUUCCUGGACUGACGCCCGACCAUGACGGACCGGACGGAAACAGACGGUAAACUUAACCCGCUGCAGAGCGCGGGCUGGCUUUCACAGCUGUUUUUAUGCUGGUUAAGCCCUCUGCUGCGGCUGGGCUACAAACAAAAGCUUGAGGAAAGUGACAUGUACAGCCUUCUUUCAGAAUUUCGUUGUGAUGUUCUUGGCGAGGAACUUCAGAGAUUUUGGGGUCAUGAAGUGAGAAGAGUGAAGGAACUCUGGAAGCCCCAACUCAGCAGAGUUCUUCUCAGGUGCUAUGGGAAGUCGUAUGCGGUGGCUGGUGUGUUUGCAUUUUCACUGGAGGUCAUUAAAGUCAUCCAACCACUUCUACUGGGCAAAAUAAUACAAUUUUUUGAGAAUUAUGACCCCGACAACCUGGUCAGUCUGUACUGGGUUUACGGUUACGCUGCUGCCAUGUCCUUGUCCACUUUUGGACUAACUCUCCUCCAACACCUCUACUACUAUCAUGUCCAAAGAACAGGCAUGAAGAUGAGAGUGGCCAUGUGUCACAUGAUCUACAGGAAGGCUCUUCGCCUCAGUAGUUAUUCAAUGGGACAAACGGACACUGGACAAAUUGUCAACCUUCUUGCAAAUGAUGUUAAUCGCUUCGAUGAGAUUACAAUCAAUCUUCACUAUCUUUGGCUGGCACCUCUACAAGCUGUAGUGAUCAUUGUUUUUCUUUGGCAUGAGAUCGGCCUUUCAUGUCUGGCAGGGGUUGCAGUUGUGGCACUCAUGUUGCCUGUGCAGACUUGGUUUGGAAAACUCUUUGGUAUCUUCAGGAGUAAAACAGCUCAUCUCACCGAUCAUCGAAUUCGUGUCAUAAAUGAAGUGGUGUCUGGCAUAAGGAUCAUUAAAAUGUAUGCCUGGGAGAAACCGUUCUUUGCACUGGUUACUGAAGUCAGAAGGAAAGAAAUUCAUCAGAUAUUGAAGAGCUCUUAUCUGCGUGGACUCAACUUGGCCUCCUUCUUUGCUAGCAGCAAGAUCAUUGUCUUCUUUACCUUUGCCCUCUACUCUCUCCUUGGCAACACCAUUACUGCCAGCACUGUGUUUGUCACUGUGUCGCUCUACGGCACAAUAAAAAUCACUGUCACUCUUUUCUUCCCAUUGGCUGUGGAGAAAAUUUCAGAGACGAUUGUCAGCAUUCAGAGGAUUGAGAAUUUCCUUCUGCUGGACGAAAUUGAAAGAAAGAUCUCUGUGCUGCCUCCGGCUGAAAAGAAUCAAAGCUCCAUUGAGAUAAAGGGGAUGACCUGCUACUGGGACAAGACAUUAGACGCUUACUCGCUCUGUGAUGUCUCCUUCUCUGUGAGAUCCAACCAACUUCUAACUGUUAUUGGGUCAGUCGGGUCUGGAAAGUCAUCCCUGCUGAGUGCCAUCCUUGGAGAACUUCCACAUGACACAGGUACACUGCAGGUCAGAGGUCAGUUGGCCUAUGCCUCCCAGCAGCCCUGGGUGUUUCCUGGAACCAUACGCAGUAACAUUUUAUUUGGAAGAGAUCUAAACCCACGGAAGUACGAGGCGGUCAUCAGAGCCUGUGCUUUAAAGAGUGACCUGGAGCUGCUUCCAGAUGGAGACAUGACACUAAUAGGAGACAGAGGAGCAACUCUAAGUGGGGGGCAGAAAGCUCGGGUCAACCUGGCAAGGGCUGUGUAUCAGGAUGCAGACGUGUACCUCCUGGAUGAUCCCUUAAGUUCUGUAGAUCCUGAGGUUGGAAAACAUAUUUUUGAACAGUGUAUCUGUGGCCUACUGAAAAACAAGUCUUGUAUCCUGGUCACCCACCAGCUCCAACAUCUUAGAGCAAAUGACCAGACUCUGGUCCUGAAGGAGGGUCAAAUUAUGGCCCAGGGCCUAUACAGAGAUGUGCACUCCUCUGCUCUGGACACUGUCUCCUUGACCAAGAGUGAUGAGGAACACAAGAGAUUGUCUCAAUCAACUGACUCAGACCGAACAUCUUUACUGAGUCACAGGUCGCACAAUUCACACUGUUCUCACAGUGGCGUCCUGUCUCCGGAGAGCAGCUGCCCACAACAGCGGGCUGUGGACUUUGUCUGUGCUGCAGGAGAGGAGACCCGUGUGGAUGGUGAUGUCAGCAGCCGUAUCUAUCUCAAAUACUUCACUGCUGACACAAACAUCCUGUUCCUGAUGUUCAUAGUCCUGCUCAGUAUCAUAGCUGAGGCUGCAUACAUCCUGCAUGACUGGUGGCUUGUUUACUGGACAGGAGGGAAUGCUGUCAACAGUACUCGUCCUGCUGUUAGGAAUAACACAGAAAUGCACCAUUCUCACUCAGACCCAGAGCUCAGGUUCUACCUUGGUAUUUACUCAGGUUUGACAGCAGCAGCUGUGGUCUUAGGCUAUGCCCGGAGUUUACUGAUCUGUCAUGGGUUGGUCAGAUCAUCUCAGAAACUUCACAACAGCAUGUUCAAAGCAAUCCUCCACACUCCGGUAUCAUUUUUUGAUGCCAAUCCUAUAGGAAGAAUCCUAAACAGAUUUACUAAAGACAUUGGCCAGAUGGACUCCAUGUUACCCAUGACUUUUGUGGACUUUUAUCAAUUAUUUCUACAGAACAUUGGGGUGGUCGCUGUCGCAGCCUACAUCAUCCCUCUCAUCCUGAUUCCCAUCAUCCCAUUGAUGUUUGUCUUUGUCUACUUAAGACGGUUCUACCUCAGAACAUCACGGGCUGUAAAACGCCUGGAGUCCACUGCUCGGAGUCCAAUCUUCUCUCAUUUGUCUUCAUCUCUACAUGGCUUAUGGACGAUCCGAGUCUUCAAAGCUGAAGACAGGUUACAGCGAGUCUUUGAUAACCAUCAGGACCUGCACUCAGAGGUGUGGUUUCUGUUCCUCAUGACCUCCCGCUGGUUUGCUCUUUAUCUCGACACCAUCUGCUCCAUCUUUGUCACUUUUACCUCAUUUGGCUGUAUUUUUCUCAGGAAUGGUCUGGGGGCUGGAGAGGUGGGACUGGUGCUCACGUAUGCUGUGACACUUGUUGGAAACUUCCAAUGGACAGUUAGACAAAGUGCAGAGGUGGAGAACAUGAUGACAUCAGUGGAAAGGGUGGUGGAGUACACACAACUCAAGAGUGAGGCAUCCUGGGAAACUGAAAAGUGUCCUCCUUCUAAUUGGCCAAGCCAAGGAAAAAUUACCUUUAACAGAGUAAACCUCUCCUACAACUGCGAUAGUCCACGAGUCCUCAAAGACAUUAACGUGACCUUCAAGCCCCAGGAGAAGGUUGGUAUUGUGGGGAGAACAGGUGCUGGGAAAAGUUCCCUGAUCUCAGCCCUCUUUCGCCUCUCGGAGCCUGAAGGAAACAUCUACAUUGAUGAAGUUCUAAUCUCUGAGAUUGGCCUCCAUGACCUGCGCCAGAGGAUGUCCAUCAUUCCGCAAGACCCACUGCUGUUUACAGACACUGUGAGACAAAAUCUGGACCCUUUGAACCAACACUCAGAUGAGGUUCUGUGGAGAACUCUGGAGGAGGUUCAACUGAAGUCUGUGGUGGAGGAACUACCUGCUAAAAUGGACACAGUUCUGUCAGAGUCAGGCUCCAACUUCAGUGUGGGUCAGAGACAGCUGGUCUGUCUGGCCAGAGCUCUCCUGAGGAAGAACCGCAUCCUGAUCAUUGACGAGGCCACGGCCAACGUGGACCUCAGGACAGAUGAGCUGAUCCAGAGAACCAUACGAGACAAAUUCAGAGAGUGUACCGUGCUGACCAUCGCUCAUCGUCUCAACACCAUCAUAGAUAGUGAUCGUAUCCUGGUGCUGGACAAUGGUGUUAUCCAGGAAUAUGAUCUCCCCUUCACCUUGCUUCAAAACAAAGAGGGCGCUCUUUACAAGCUAGUGCAACAGAUGGGUCCAACUGAGGCCGCAGCACUUCUGGAGUCAGCCAGACAGGUGUCGCUGUGCCAAUCUAAACAGACCGCACCUCCACCACUGACGUCAGCUGGACAGGACAGUCAGCAGAACAAUCAUAACCAAAACAUGUGGUAGAAACAAAUGUUAUAAAGUGAGUAAAACUGUUAGGGCUGUGAUAUCCCAGUCGUUGCCAAACAAAAGACAAUACCACGUAAUCAGUGUUCGGCGUCAGUCCACGCGUGGGAUUUAAAAUUUUAAUUUUUUAAGUUUUUCUUGCGCUGGCUUUACGGUAUAGCUUAGCAAAGUCGUCGAUUUGUACCAUCAUUAAGAACAAGGAAGCAAUAAAAAUGCCAACGUUGCCAAAAGAGUGACUGUGGUCACCAAGCAAAGAUAUCAGACAUUAGGAGAAGUGGAUAAGUUGCUACUGAUUUGGAUCAAUGAAAAGCAUUUGGCUGCCAACAGUAUUUUGGAGACAAUUCGUGACAAAGCGAAGCGAACGUUGGGCAAUCAACAUCUCAGCACCGGUAAGGAUGACGCCUUUCUGUCUUCAGAAUAGUGAUGUGUCGUUCGCGAGUGAUUCGUUCAAUAUGGCUCGUGACUCUCGAGUCAUAUGAAAGAUUCGUGACUCGUGACUCCCAAGUCAUAUGAAAAAUGUGUUCAUAUUGAACUUACGAAUCACUCACGAAUAACUCUGCGAACUAAUCACUCAUUGCAAACGAAUCUUUAACUGCGAACAAAUCACUAUCUGCGAACUAAUCACUCACUGUGAACAAAUCACUCAGCGAACUAAUCUUUCACUGUGAACUAAUCAUUCGCUCUGAACUAAUAUUUCACUAUGAACGAAUCACUCUCCGCGAACUAAUCUUUGACUGUGAACUAAUCUCAGAUUCGUUCUCUCAGAGUCGUUCAAAAAUUCGUUGUCACAGAUUUGUUUUCGCAGAUUCGUUUCAGCAGAGUCGUUCUCGUAGAUUCGUUCAAAGCUUCGUUCUCGCAGAUUCGUUUCAUUUGUCACGUGACAGAGAGCUCGAGUCUCUUGCUCUCAUUCAUCUUCACAUUGUGGUGUGUUUUUUUUACGUGGUUUUAAUUGCUUAUUGCAUUUUGUGUUCUUUGUAGCCUUUUUCAGCGGAAGCAAACAAUAUUGCCUUUAGUAUUUAGUGUUGGAGAACCGCAGCCUUCUUUACAACGCCCACAAUAGGGCUAAAGCGCCACCUGCUGUAAAACGAAUGAAAUGAUUCAUCAAGUUAAUUUUACUGUUCGAGAGUCAAAGAUCCGAAUAGUAAAAAAAAGUCUGUCUUCCCAUCACUACUUCAGAACGCCCCCUUGUUUUAACUAUUUGGAUAAGUUUAACCCACAGACAGAUUAAAUAAUGAACCAGAAAGCCUAGGUCCGGUGGUUUGCUGAAUAAUUAUUUAAUUUUAAGCGUUUCAUUCACAAUCAGUCUCCACCAUGCCCAAGACAUUGACAGUAUGGCAGCAUUGUACAACACUAGAUAACUGAAAAAAGUUAAAUGAAAAGUUUACCUUAAUUCUUCCACGUUCAACAAAUUAUAAGCCUUUAACUAGUAUCCCUGAUGUAAAAUUCAACACCUUUGAUGUAAACAGCUGAUGAAAACAUGAAAAACUAAAAAUACCACAU